Musa acuminata subsp. malaccensis (wild Malaysian banana) is the source of this 1748-nucleotide messenger RNA. Its product is annotated as phenylalanine--tRNA ligase alpha subunit, cytoplasmic. Gene Ontology annotation, molecular function: phenylalanine-tRNA ligase activity; ATP binding; tRNA binding. Gene Ontology annotation, biological process: phenylalanyl-tRNA aminoacylation. Lineage: Eukaryota; Viridiplantae; Streptophyta; Magnoliopsida; Zingiberales; Musaceae. Gene Ontology annotation, cellular component: phenylalanine-tRNA ligase complex; cytoplasm; cytosol. The record is from RefSeq and is a predicted model, not a curated record.
UCUCGCACCGAUUUCUUGCUUGGUAGACCGGCAAAGGGUUUUGGAGCGGCUCGCAAACCAUUGAGAAGGCGGAGACAGCGGGCGGCGGUCUACAGAAAUGGCGGAGGACGCAAUUCUAGGGUUUCUUCAGACCAACGACGAGAUAGCCGACUCGCAUCAGUUCUCUGCUAGCAUCGGGGUCGACCACACCGAACUCGAGAACGUCAUCAAGCGGCUCCAUGGCUUCGAGAUCGUCGAGGCCAAGGAUUUUAAGAAGGAUAAUUAUCUCGUCAGCGAAGAGGGGAAACAGUAUGCACUUGAAGGAUCGCCGGAGGUUAACUUCUUCUUAGCUGUACCCGUAGAAGGGAUCUCGUUGGCAAAUCUUAAGGCAAAAUUGGAUUCCAAGGUUUUCAGUAUAGGCUCAUCCUGGGCUAAAAAGAAUGGCUGGAUUGAGAUUGCCAAAGGGUCUGUCACAAGAAAGGUUGAAAAUGUGGAGGACAAAGUCAAGGAUUUGCUUAAAAGAAUUGAAGAGGGAAAGGUUGUUGAUGGGAAUGAUGUUGCAGAUCUGUCAAAAAGAAAGCUUAUUGUCAAACAGACAUGGAGGGGUUACACACUGAGAAAAGGUUCCAAGUAUGUUUCAAAGAGGAAAAAGGCCGCGACUGAUUUGACUAGAGAACAUCUGCAAAGGGGUGAUUGGAAAGAUUUAGAGUUCAAAGAGUAUAAUCUUAAUGCUCAAGGGCAACCAAUCCAAAUUGGCCAUCUGCAACCUUUGCUUGAGGUCCGUGAGGAAAUUCAAAAUAUCUUCCUCCAAAUGGGUUUUGAGGAGAUGCCAACAAAUAACUUUGUUGAAAGCAGCUUUUGGAAUUUCGAUGCUUUAUUCCAGCCACAACAGCAUCCUGCUCGUGAUUCACAUGAUACCUUCUUUCUUAAAGCUCCUUCUACCACGAGAUAUUUACCUGAAGAUUAUGUUGAGAGAGUAAAGUGUGUUCAUGAAUCUGGUGGAUAUGGAUCUAAAGGCUAUGGAUAUGAUUGGAAAAGGGAAGAAGCUGAAAAAAACUUGCUUCGAACGCACACAACUGCAGUUUCUACAAGAAUGCUUUACAUGCUUGCCCAGCAGAGACCUUUUAUGCCCAAGAGAUACUACUCUAUAGAUCGUGUUUUUCGCAAUGAAGCUGUAGAUCGAACUCAUCUUGCAGAGUUCCAUCAGAUAGAAGGACUCAUUUGUGAUCAUGGCCUCACCCUUGGUGAUCUCAUUGGAGUCUUGGAGGACUUCUUUGCUCGUCUUGGAAUGUCAAAGCUACGUUUCAAACCUGCUUACAAUCCGUACACUGAACCAAGCAUGGAAAUCUUUAGUUACCAUGAAGGUUUAAAGAAAUGGGUGGAGGUCGGGAACUCUGGCAUGUUCAGGCCUGAAAUGCUGCUUCCAAUGGGGCUUCCUGAAGAUGUUAAUGUUAUUGCAUGGGGUCUUUCCCUUGAGAGGCCCACAAUGAUUUUGUACGGAAUUGACAAUAUUCGAGAUCUCUUUGGACCAAAGGUUGAUUUCAAUCUCAUAAAGAGCAACCCUCUAUGCCGCUUGGGUCUGCAGUAGGUCAGACGUGCAGUUUGUGGCACAGCAGCGUUAUCCACAAAUGAUAAAUUUUAUUUUGUACCAAGUGAUGUACACUGUAUAAUCUAAUUUUUGCUGAUGUGGAAGAUUAAUUUUUGAUGUUAAAAUUUAAAUUCCUUUAUUUGGUGAAAUCCAAAGCCUCAGUUGCAACUUUCCAUGAUUA